AAAACAGGAUAAUCAUAGUCAAUCGAUACAAUGGUUUCUCAAAGACGAGAAGUUUAUCAAGAAACAAUUGAACCUGAGGCUGAGCCUCUGCACCAAGACCAUGAUGACGAGCCAGAAGAGAAGAGAACUUGUGCCCAAAGUUGUAUGUAUGCCUUCAGAAAGGUCACCGUUGAGCCAACUGUCUUGCUUUUCAUCAUGGGUUACAUGAUUGCUAGCCUGGCCACGACCAACUUAAGCCUGCAGAAAGCUUGUCGAGUGAACCUUAAUUUCUCUGAUGAAAUAUGCACAGCAAUGAACGAUCAAACGUUAGACAGUCAAAACGAAUUCGAGAGAGAAGCACAGAGACUGCUGGCAAGAGCGUUGUCCUGGAGGACAUAUAUCACCGCAACAAUACCGUGUGUGAUAGGACUCUUCGUAGGUCCAUGGCAGGACAAGACGGGCCGAAGAAAAAUAUUUCUUGUAAUCGCUCUCAUGGGACAAGUCCUCGGUUGCAUCAACAGUAUGAUUAACGUGUAUUUUUUCUAUCAACUCAACUUGGAGGUUUUGAUCUUCACUGAAGCUUUGCUGGAUGCGUUGAGUGGGGGAUCGUGUGUUGUGAUUAUCACUGUGUUCUCAUUCAUAUCUACUAUAACUACAGAGAAGAAUAGAACUUUUAGAAUGGGGUUAGUGAAUUUCAGUCUAACUGUGGGAUUGCCGGUUGGGAUCGCGUCAAGUGGAAUUAUGUUGAGAAGUCUGGGCUUCUACGGGCCCUUUGGAUUCUCUUUAGGAAUACAUCUCAUCAACGCGAUGUAUAACGCAUUUGUGUUGAAAGAUCCGAAAAGAACAGAAGAACAAAAGAAGCACGAUGGGCAGGGCGUCCGCUACUUCUUCAGAACGUUCUUUGAUCUUUCCAACAUUAAGGAGACUAUCAAAGUGGUAUUCAAAAAUGGACCUAAAAGACGUCGGCUGAGGAUGUGUGUGCUGAUGGUGAUAGUCACCUUCUUGUUUGGACCUAUGUUUGGUGAAAUGUCUGUUAUGUACAUGUCUACACGGUACCGAUUCAACUGGGACGAAGUUAAAUACAGCCUCUUCCAAGCAUACAACUUUAUUACGCAUACAAUUGGCACGGUAUUCUCCAUUACGGUCUUCAGCAAAUACCUCCAAUGGCACGACUCCAUGCUGGGCAUCAUCUCCACCGUCAGCAAGAUUGCAGCUUCUUUCGUCUACUGCUUUGCUCCUAACGAGACAAUCUUCUUUAUUGGUCCAAUGGUUGAAAUACUGAACGGCACAUCGAUGUUAGCUUUGCGGUCGAUAUUCUCAAAGUUGGUAGCUGCAGAUGAGAUAGGAAAAGUGAACUCUAUAAUCGGUCUAACAGAGACCCUAAUGCCGUUGGCUUAUGUUCCUCUGUACACACAAGUGUAUACAGCGACGAUGGAAGUGCUGCCUGGUGCUGUAUUCCUAUUAGGAGCAGCCAUGACCUUACCAGCUGUAGUGGUGUUCAUAUGGUUGUUCGUGGAGCAUCGCAGGGGCUUAAGAAAAAAACCUGUAAUAGAAAAUGGCACUGAAGUUCCUCUCAAACAAAUGUGAAAAUUCUAGUGCAAUUUAAUAUUAAGUUAACGAAAUUUACUACCUAGCUAGUUACAAUAUAAGUAGUAAGUUAAGGUUUAAACAAUUGCUACUUAGGCACGCUCAUUUCCAGUUGCUCGUGCACGCUUUAUGAGUAGGUACCUUAACAUCCGUUUUAGAAAUUGAUUCGAUUGGUCGCAUGACUCUACUGUUUUAUGCCUUUGAAUGAUAGAUGCGACAUUGACUAGUAGCGGUUAGGUCCCUAUUUGAGAAACAUUGUUUAUUUUCAUGUUUGAAAUAGUUUCUAAUAACUAUGAAAUCAAUAGGCUAGAGUCUAGACUAAACUUUUAACAUUUACUUACCUAAAAUUGUGCAACCUUUUGGUUUAAUAAUUGUAUUACUAAAUUAUAAGAUUAUUGGAACCCAACGUACUUAAGUAAGUAGUAACAAUAUUCUAGAUAGCAUUUAAUAUGAAAUUGUUAUAGAUACUUUUAUAAAGUAUGUAAGGAUAGGAUACUUGAUUAUUUUUGUAUUUUUAUAAAUGGUGUACUGUGCUGCCUAUAAGUAGGUAAUACCACUAUUUUGUGGUAAUACACUGAGUCACUGACCUUUAACAGUUGUGUUGGGUUUAUACAUACCUCUUCUGUAUACAUAUAUUGAUAAUUCGUGAAUGGUUUUUUGAACGUUUUUUAAGUAUAACAUUACUUACUGUUCAUAAACAUUAUUUUGUAAGUUUACUGCGACAAGUAUUCAUCAAAAUAUAUCUGUAAAAAGCUGAAAA
Molecule: messenger RNA, 2326 nt
Organism: Ostrinia nubilalis (European corn borer)
Lineage: Eukaryota; Metazoa; Arthropoda; Insecta; Lepidoptera; Crambidae
Product: proton-coupled folate transporter-like
Exons: 7
Coding region: 31-1566 (511 amino acids)
Biological process (GO): transmembrane transport
Cellular component (GO): membrane
Molecular function (GO): transmembrane transporter activity
Source: RefSeq, a predicted model, not a curated record